UCGUACGUCCGCUGCAGCACCAGUGCACCACUUCACGUCCACUCCCUUGGCCCAUGUAAUCAUAGAGUUAACACAAUAUAAUAAUAAGAUUAUUUUAAUGUAGGCUAAAUGUUAAUAAGAUUGCACAGUUUCUCAUUGCCGUGGUCUAUUUAUGUUUCACAAACCACAGGAUUUGAUCAAGCGGACGCCGGCUGAUGGAAUAAACCGGCCAGAGUUCCUGAAACAACUAGUUCAAGAGUUCCGAAAAACCAACAGUGCAGAAUCGAAGCUUCAAGUUUUGGCCAACCUUGCCAAUUUUGCAUAUGAUCCUGUCAAUUAUCUGCACAUACGUUCUCAGAAGGUAAUCGAUUUGUUCUUAGAACAAUUGACUUCUGACGACAAUCAAUUAAUAGCAUUUGCAGCAGCUGGACUCUGUAAUUUAGUCAAUGAUCCCAUCAAUAAGGAUUAUAUCAUUGGAAAUGGUGGUAUUCAAAAUAUAGAAAAAAAUUUGAGCAUAAAUGAUGACAAUAUAAUACUUUCCAGUAUCACAACUCUUAUGUACUUGUAUGCACCAGAGAUAAAAACAGGUCAAAGAAUCAUAUCUGAUGAGACUUCAGGUAUUAGAAGUGAAAUAUUUUUGGAAGAAUGUGAUAACAAAUUUACUUAUCAACAAUGGAGAUAUACAAAUGGUGUUGCUGAAGGCUGUGAAUUACUUAAAGGGCAAUCUUUUCCAUUAGAAAUGAACUGUGAUUAUUUAAAUGGUAUAAGCUUUAAUAAAGGCUGCUAUGUUGGACAAGAACUGACAGCAAGGACUCAUCACACUGGAGUUACAAGGAAAAGAAUAAUGCCUUUAAUUUUUGAUGAUACUCCCACUGGUUUGGAUUUGGAUGCUGAUAUUUACAAUGAAUCUGACCCUAGUGUUAAAAGACCACCAGGGAAGUUAAGAGGGUUGUGUGGAAAAAUUGGUAUUGCACUAUUAAGAAUUGAUGAAUGUUUGAAAGCAAAACGAUUAAUUGUUGGUGGGUUUACGGCUAAGACAUUUAUUCCUAAUUGGUGGAAAAUGUCAUCACUAUUAUAUAUAAAGCUCGUCAUGCUUUCUCAGUUAAGUAGACGAUUGCAGUCCACCAGAGCGCUUAUGGUAGGCGAUCGUGUAGUGAUAUCGAAAAGAGUCGAUGAGUCGGAUAUCAAUGAUUUUGCUCGUCUGAGUGGUGACACUAAUCCCAUACAUUCUGGUGAUCGUCCGUUGGUACAUGGCAUUUAUUUGGCGGGUCUGGUGUCCGGGGUGAUUGGUACCAAGUUACCUGGCGCCGGCACUGUUGUCGUGUCCAAGAACUUGAGGUUCCCAAACGCGUGUUAUGCCGGUGACCUAGUCAAAAUCGAAGUUGAAAUACAAACCAUAAGAAAAUUUGUAAGGUGCGGAUUUUGGUGUAGAGUUGGGGAUAAGGUAGUCAUGGAAGGCACAGCGGACGUAAUCAUAAAACGUCUUACUAAAAAUCAGACGUUAACAGUAUAAAAUAGAAUUAAAAAAUAAAAACCUGUGUUAUAUUUUAAGCGUUCGAAUCCAUGGAUUAUUUAAUUUA
Messenger RNA from Diuraphis noxia (Russian wheat aphid), 1559 nucleotides. RefSeq names its product armadillo repeat-containing protein 7. NCBI's taxonomy places the organism in Eukaryota, Metazoa, Arthropoda, Insecta, Hemiptera, Aphididae. Gene Ontology annotation, biological process: iron-sulfur cluster assembly. The record is from RefSeq and is a predicted model, not a curated record. Gene Ontology annotation, molecular function: protein binding. Gene Ontology annotation, cellular component: mitochondrial matrix.